AUGCUGGAUUCGCCCUGGCCACCAACAAGCGAAUGGCAGAAACUGCAAAAUACGUCGAAGCUACUUGUGGAGACCAAAGCGAUGAGCGUGGUCGACUGCUUCAAUCCGCCGGAUGAGAAUGCCCACGUUAUGAUCUCGAACAGGCCAGAGAUUGAACUGCCGUUGGACAUGAACCCUCAGUUACAUGGCUUGCGAGUGAUCAGUUGUGAGCCGAUAUUACUGGAUUCCCUGCCAAUCAACGAGCAGGAUCCCGAGAUGCUGGUAUGGCUUGCCCGUGGAGUGACUGUGCUUGUCUGCCUCGGAACACUCGUCUCAUACUCAGAGGAUGCCGCAAAGGAGAUGGUGCUGGCGCUGCGCACGAUGUUAUCACGUGUCUUUAUAGCCUGGGGUUCUGAGCAGUGGUUACAAGUUCUUUGGAAGCUGCCUAAGCCGAAAGAAGAGCAAGAUGGUGCUACCACACAAUCCGAGGUCUACACAAUUCUCCAACGCGAAAUUGAAGCAGACCAAGUCAGGGUUGUGGAUUGGCUGGCGGUGGACCCCCUCAAAACCGGCCGCGUUGUUCUCAGUGUCAACCACGGAGGAUCAAGUUCGUUUCACGAAGCACUGUGUGCUGGUGUGCCGCAGGUGGUGUUACCGCCGUGGGCCGACUGCUACGACUUUGCAAACCGGGCAGAGUAUCUCGGCAUCGGUCGCUGGGGAAACAAAUCGGCAAAGCCUCGAUGGAAAGCCGAUGAGCUAAGCUCUAUACUCGUUGAUGCCUUGCUCGGCCCGGACGCCGAGGCGAUGAAGAGUAAAUCGAGGAAUUUGCCUAAAUGUUGCUCAGCUGAUGGCGAGGGUCGGGUCAUUGCUGCAAGGUCUAUUCUUGCUGCGAUUCAGGAGGGAAACCAUAUCUAA
This is a messenger RNA of Penicillium brasilianum, 894 nucleotides long. The record is from the annotation of a GenBank genome assembly. NCBI's taxonomy places the organism in Eukaryota, Fungi, Ascomycota, Eurotiomycetes, Eurotiales, Aspergillaceae.